This is a messenger RNA of Anthonomus grandis grandis, 1872 nucleotides long. RefSeq lists its product as uncharacterized. Gene Ontology annotation, molecular function: long-chain fatty acid-CoA ligase activity. The transcript is spliced from 6 exons. Bases 79 to 1710 code for a protein of 543 amino acids. Gene Ontology annotation, biological process: long-chain fatty acid metabolic process; fatty-acyl-CoA biosynthetic process. The record is from RefSeq and is a predicted model, not a curated record. NCBI's taxonomy places the organism in Eukaryota, Metazoa, Arthropoda, Insecta, Coleoptera, Curculionidae.
AAACAAAUUACAUAAAAGUAAAGUUUUGUCUUGCGUGUUAUCAUUCUUGGUUAAUUUGGUAGCAGUAUUAGUGGCAAAAUGACAAAAGACACCGAUUCUUUAAUUUUUAAAGGACCAGUUUGGAAAGAUGUGGUAAAUGGAGGGAUUGGAGAAGAAUUUUGGGCCACUGCUCAGAAAUAUGGAUCUAAGCCAUUUCAGAUUGACGGAUUUUCUGGAAAAAUCCAAACUUUCGAGGAAGCGAAAAUACGUGCUAUUCGGGUUGCACUGGAUCUAAAAAAUUUAGGUGUUAAACCUCAAGAUAUGAUUAUAGUAUGUGGAAAUCCUAAUUUUGAUGCCCCUAUACCCGCGCUUGCUGCCCUUUUGCUAGGUGCUGCUGUUGUUGAGGUACUUCCUGAUAUUGAACUGUAUGAUGCUCGUUAUAAGAUUUCCCAAAUAAAACCAAAGGCUUUUUUUGUUACGGACAGUAAACUGCAUGUUUUACAGGAAAUACUGAAAACUUCUGAAGAACAACCUGAAGUAUAUGUUAUGGGAAAUGAAUCGGAAGGCUGCAGGUGGAUGAACUUAAUAGCAACAACCGCUGACCCUAAUGAAAACGAUUUUAAACCAGUUAAAGUUGAUAUUAAUGACCCCGCGUUUGUUAUCUUUAGCAGCGGAACCACCAGCACAUCCAAACCGAUUUGUUUGUCGCAUUUUUCAAUUCUAGCUUUAUCUGCCGCAGAAAACAAUGUUUCCCAAUUUGAUGUUUCAAACUUCCAACCAAUUCUCUUAUUUGUUCCCUAUUGCCACGUUUCUUCCAUUUGGAUACUAGCCAGCAGCAUUACUAAUGCUUGUCCAAUCAUUGCUGCGCCAAAGGUUUCCGCUGACAAACUUCUAGAGAUAUUUGCAAAUUAUGAAAUUACUUCGGCCUACCUAUCCUAUGGAAUCUUAACAGCUACAUGUGCGGUAGCAGAAUCUGUAUAUAAAAAAUACGAUUUAUCAAAAGUUACGAAAAUAAGUACUGGUGGAUCAUAUGUACAUCCCAAAUUCAUUGAAAAGUUAAAAGAAAUAUUUCCAAACGCAGCCAUUUUCAGAGGUUAUGGAUCCACUGAACAAUGUGGAACACCUUUCAUAUUUGAUAAAAACGCAGAUAAAGAUUUUAUUAAUAGUUACUCUGAAUCUUUGGGGAAUAAAAUUUUCCAUAAUUUUGAAGUUAAGGUUGUUGAUCCAGAAACCGGUAAGCUACUAGGACCAAAUCAGAAAGGUGAGCUCUAUACAAAAAGCCCAUACCAAAUGCUAGGAUAUUACAAUAAGCCAUGCAAAGAACAGUUCGAUGAAGAUGGCUUUCUCAAAACAGGAGAUCUCGUUUACUACGAUGACAAAGGAUUCUUUUACUUCUGCGAUAGGUUAAGCGCCGCCUUUAAGCAUAAGGGUGGUUUCAUUUUCCCUUCUUUGGUUGAAGAACGUCUCUCCCAACAUCCGUCUGUAAAAGAAUCAUCAGUUUUCGCUGUGCCACACGACGAAGAUAGAAACCGUAGUUUUGCCUGUGUUGUCCUGAAGCCUGGUAAAACGGCAACUGCAGAAGAAUUAUCAGCCUUUGUAGUAGAAAAAAUGGGAGAAUUCCAUGAGCUUGAUGGCGUUAAGUUUUUCAAAAAAUUUCCGUUAACAGCUAGUGAAAAAAUUGCCGUAUCCGAGUUAAAGAAAAUUGUUUUUGCUGAAAAGGGUAUUGCUUAGGUUUAUUUGAAUAUUUUAUUUUUGUGCCUUUUAAUGGCAGAAAUAUUUUAUUAUAUAAAUAUUAUUAAAAAGUAUGUAUGUAGAUUUCCAUAGUUUUUUUUAAAAAUAUAUUAUGCAAAAAUCAUAAAAUAUAAAGUAAAUUAGAAGUAAUUGCAAUUAUAA